This is a messenger RNA of Hemibagrus wyckioides, 3398 nucleotides long. It is a transcript of the gene cnppd1, whose product is annotated as cyclin Pas1/PHO80 domain containing 1. Gene Ontology annotation, cellular component: nucleus; cyclin-dependent protein kinase holoenzyme complex. Gene Ontology annotation, molecular function: protein kinase binding; cyclin-dependent protein serine/threonine kinase regulator activity. The transcript is spliced from 8 exons. The coding region runs from base 101 to 1294 and encodes 397 amino acids. Gene Ontology annotation, biological process: regulation of cyclin-dependent protein serine/threonine kinase activity. Lineage: Eukaryota; Metazoa; Chordata; Actinopteri; Siluriformes; Bagridae. The record is from RefSeq and is a predicted model, not a curated record.
GUAGCCGCUGCUGCGGAAGAAGAAGGCGUUUGAGGGUGACGCCUUUCUGCGUGUUUACCGGGUUUCUCUCUGUUAAAUGUCGGUGAUUAGAUUGUAGAAAAUGGAUUUUGGGGAUUUAUUCGACGAGCGGAUGUUUCCUUUCUCCGACUUUCAGGAGUUUACGUUUGUCCCUGGACAUCAGAGACUUUCUGAGCGUGUGAGGAAGCGUCUGUACUACGGUCUGGAUCAGGAUGCGUCUCUAGAUGCACUUUCCUGUCCUGUUACUGAUAUCGCCGUCGAACUUCUCCAGAAAUCAGCCCCAAGCCCCAUACGGAAACUCCGCAAAAAGUACGCAGCACAUGUAGCCAGAGAAGCAUGCAUCUCCCCCUGCGCUAUGAUGCUGGCCCUGGUUUACAUUGAAAGACUCCGACACAGAAACCCUGAGUACCUGCAGCAGAUCUCGUCCUCUGACCUCUUCCUGAUAUCCAUGAUGGUUGCCAGUAAAUAUCUCUACGAUGAAGGUGAAGAGGAGGAAGUGUUCAAUGACGAAUGGGGCGCUGCCGGGAAGCUGGAUGUCCAGACGGUCAACAUGCUGGAGCUGAAUUUCCUCAGUGCCAUCGACUGGCGCCUGUUUGCUGAGCCCAGUGAGUUCUUUAAUGUGCUCAGCCAACUCGAAACCUGCAUCGCAGAGCGGCAGGGUAUGAAGCGUGGCUGGUACACGUACACUGACCUGUGUGUGCUGCUGGAGCAGGCCAACUGGAGGAACGCGCUCACCGCUAUCUACCAACACUUCACCAAGGUCACGUGUAUGCUCGGUCUCCUCUACCUGACGAGCGUCACCAGUCUCCUCGCCGCCUCUGCAAUUCUUAACCAGCUCAACCUCCCGAACGCCGAGCCCGUAAAUCCCACCCUCUUCCAUCCUCACACCUCGGCCUCGUCCCUCCAUCCUCGCUGCUGCGUCCUCGCCAACGCCACCCAAAAACCCCAACACGUUCCAGAUCUCCACCAGCGCCAUCCCGGACACAUCCACGGCCCGAGUUCUGUUCCUCCCUUCUAUCCGAACUCCGCCCUCUCUCUGUGGAGUUCCCUCCUCUCCGCUCUCGUUCAGUCCGACGUCCAGCCCUCAGAACCUCACGUGUGCACAGCUCAGAACGUCUCCUCAUUCUCCUGGUUCUCCUCUCCCGAUCUCCUCGCUCAGACACCUUUCCUCCCACAUGCACAGCCAAGUCCGCUAGCCGCUUUUCAGAGACACAGCUGUUGCCCAGAAGCUGCAAUGCCUUAUGGGAAGGCGCAGGUUCUCCUCAUACCCACUUAGAGAAUGUGAGCUUGUGUUUUUAAUAAUGGUGUUUUUUUUUGUUUUUGCUUUUUUUUCUCCCUCUAAGCGGGAUUUUUGUAUAUUUAACACCUUCUAUAAACAUAAAAGCACUUUGAUUCAGUGGUAAAAGAAUACGAGGGAGAAGUUUGAGCAGAGGGGGUGUGUGUAAAAGAGAUAAAAAAAAAACAUUUUAAAACUUGAUUACGAUUAAUACGUCAAAUGAAUCGUAACAUACAUCACAUAUAUAUUAAUAAUUGCUGCAAAUAAUUUCAGAAGUGGUUCAGAAAGCACCCGGGUUGCCCCCCAUAUUUUUUUGUGUGUAUUUUUAAAUCACUUAAAACAUAAGCAGCUUCUGUGUUUUGCUCACAAUUGAAAGCACUGAUAUAAAGGUUAGAAUUAUACAGAUAGUUUUUGCACAGGUACAGAGUUACAUUUUUUGUUUGGUUUGUUUAAAUAAAAAAAAUGAUCUUGAAAAAUAUAAUAAUUGGCAACCGAGUCCAUCAUCAAGGAUCUUAUGCAUAGUUCCUUCAAAAUUUGUCCUAAGACUUCCUCCAAAUGUUCUUCCUCAUGUAGGUUUUCAUGCUUUGUGGCUUUUUUUUUUUCUUUUUAGAUUAAGAAAAAUCUAAUAAUAGAUGAAACUGUGAGUAAGGUUUGUUUACUGCUUUUGAGGAAAGGAUGGAAACAGCAUCAUCAACACCCCCUUCCUGUGAGUUUAGUGACAAUCUAAAGGUGCAUCGAAGCCCUCAAAAAGGUCAAGAAUUCAAACAAGUAUUCUAUCGAAAGAGAGGUUUGUUGUUGUUUGCUUUUAGGGAAAGAGUUGAUGAACAGAGUGAGAAAGAGACCAUUAGGUGAAUCCGUGGGUGGAGCCUAAACUUUAACGUGAGCUGAUUGGCUGGUGAGAAAUCCUCAUGCACUUUUCUAGCCUGGAAAUAGCGUCUUCAGAGGAGUUAAAUCCUGCCCGACAUGCCAAACAAAAAGGACGUCCAGGACUAGGAUGUUACAUGUAAUAACAGCGCUGCCACAUUCUUGAUUUUGAUUGGUUAGAACAGCGGCGUGAUUGUUUCUAUGGUAAUUGUGGAUAAUUGCAAUAAGGAGAUCAAUGUGCUGUUCUUGUAACAAAGAAGAGAAAUAAGUGUGAAGUUUUCUGUACGGAAAGAGUCUCCACUGCUUAUGAAGUUUUAAGCUAGGCUCUUUAUAGCAGCUGUGAUGUACGGAACAGAAUUGUAACGUAAAGUAACUAGAAAUGGAUUCAAAUCACUUCACUGUGCUAAAGCUGAUGUAUUCUAAACACACCAUCGGUCAGCCAAAGGACUUCAAAUCCCAUCUGUCAGGACGUUUUAUUAGAAUGGAGUUGAUGGUUUUUCUACUAAAACACAUAUGCAGAAUUAAGCUGUAGCGUUCCAGACCAAGCAGCAAAAGUAGCUACAUAUCGAGAGCGCUAACAUGCUAGCUGUUACAUUCAAACUGAGCAAGUUCUCUUCUGGAAAAAUCUAUUUUUAUUAAAUAAUAAUAAUAAUAACAAAAAAGCCCACUUUUUCUUCCUUUUUGUUUGCUUUGAUUUUGAAGUAUUACUCCAGACGCAUGCCGGUUCAUCUUGUUUCUGAUUCAGCUUGAAGAGAUGAAUAAAGGAUAUGACUGGAUAAGAGUUUAAAGUUUUCCUUUUUUUGUUUUUAAUCAACACACCAUGUGAAAUAAAUGAAACUGAUUAGAAAUGGAUUUGCUUUGCUUUAUUUUAGGUUCAUAAUUCUAAUGAGCUGAAACGUAGUCCCGCCCACUCGCAGGAACGAGCUGUUUAGCUCCACCCCCUUUCCCUUAUAAGGUUAUAAACUGCUCCUUUUCAUUCUCAUAGCUAGAAAGAAGUUUGACAAAAGACAUGGCACGAAAUGUUUAUGUAUAUUGAUUUCUAAUAUAAUCAUCUAGUGGAUGUUGGGAAAUCUGAAAACAUUAUUUUUUUAAGGUAAAGUUCUUAGGUGAAGGGUUGAGUUAUUGUACUGGAAAGUUAGUUAACCUUGUUUAAAGCUGCAGUAUGUAUCUUUUUUAUUGAAAAAAAAAAACACCAAAACGUUAAAAGUGCAAUAAAUUUAAAUAAAUACUUUAAAACCUA